UGAGGUCAAAGGUGAAAGGAAGACAAUAACAAACUGACAUUUGCAGGAGGAAGGCAGGCACUGUUUAGGUACUGGCGCAACCUUAUUUCACCUGGAGAAGAUAGUUAACAGCUGACAGCAUCCGUGUUUAAGCUUUCUGCUUGUGCUGAAGAGAGACGAUGAGGAUCCAACAGUAGCUGUGGGUAGUUGUGUUUGAGUUGCAGCUGAGCCAUGGCCUCUGCACUGAGCUGCUCACUAACAUUACCUGUCAGCUGCAGACUAUGUUUUUAUCGCAGCCUGUGUUCAAGAGGAGUCAGGGCCGUCUCUGUAAAAGAUCACGAGAGAGUGAUAGGCUUUGGUCAGAGGAGUCCAUGUCCAGCUCCAUGUUCAGCAGCUCGUCUCAGACUAAAGUCUCCCUGGUUGAAUGGGAUUCGAGGACUUUUCUCUGGAGGUGGCGGUGCAGAUGUCAAGCAGCAGACCCUGGAGGAUAUUGCUAAAAACAUCCAAGAGCGAAAAUACAAGAGGGUUGUGGUGAUGGCGGGGGCUGGGAUUAGCACCCCUAGUGGCAUCCCAGAUUUCAGAUCCCCAGGCAGCGGUCUCUAUGACAACCUGCAGCAGUACGACCUGCCUUACGCAGAGGCCAUAUUUGAGAUCAACUUUUUCCAUCAUAACCCUAAUCCAUUUUUUGCCCUGGCCAAAGAGCUGUAUCCAGGGAAUUACCAGCCAAAUGUGACCCACUAUUUUGUACGUCUGCUUCACCAGAAGGGUCAGCUUCUCAGGAUGUACACACAGAAUAUCGACGGGCUGGAGAGAUUGGCAGGGAUUCCUCCUGAGAUGCUGGUGGAAGCCCACGGCACAUUUGCCACUGCUACCUGCACUGUUUGCCGAAGGAACUAUAAAGGGGAGGACCUGCGUCCAGAUGUGAUGAAGGGGACGGUGCCCAAGUGUCCAACCUGUAAGGGAGUGGUAAAGCCUGAUAUUGUCUUUUUUGGAGAGGAGCUCCCACAGAACUUCUUCAAAUAUAUCACAGACUUCCCGCUGGCAGACCUGCUGAUCAUCAUGGGCACUUCUCUGGAGGUGGAGCCCUUUGCCAGUCUAUCAGGAGCUGUGCGUGGCUCUGUUCCUCGUCUGCUCAUCAACAGGGAUUUGGUGGGACCGUUUGCCUGGGGAGGCUCGAGGCAUAAUGACGUGGUACAGCUGGGGGAUGUGGUCAGCGGAGUGCGAGCCCUGGUUGACGCCCUCGGCUGGACGCAGGAGUUGGACACUCUAAUGGCAGCAAGUGCUGAAAAAAUGAAUGUUCAAGGAAAGUCAGAAGACUGAGACCAUUUCUGCCUCGAGAUCGGACCUUUUUCACAUGACUCAGUACCUACCAACACCACGGCUCCAGGACUAAAUCCACCUGAUCUGUUGUGAGCAUUUCAUGGUGGUUGAUCAGUUUAUGACCUAUAGAAAUAUUAGCGCUAUUUGUGACGUAAGUGGAAACUGCCACUGCUACACAAAACCAAAUGUUGCUAUACAAAAUUGUUAAUUUGUUUGUUUCAUGCUGUUAUUUAAAUGUUUUAAAUGAGAUAUCACUACAACAUAGAUUAUUGAUAGAUUAAUCAAACACAGCUAGCACACAGUGUGCACAAAAAUCAGUUGUUUCAUUUUCUUUGGCUGCUAGACAUUGAGAGAAAUAGCAGGGGAUUUGUUAGUUCCCAAUACUGUAUGCAUGUGGACCUAUAAAGGAAGUUUUGUACAGUGUUAGAUUUUUACUAGUCUCUCUCUUGAAAUGUAUGCAGUGCAAGCAAUGAGGGGUAAAUGAUUUAUAUGAGACAGAGGAUGACAUUAAUGAAAAACCACACAGUUUAUUCUACCACACCACUCUGAAAUGCACUUGUUCAUUUGAAGGUUCUUAAAUGGACAUGGAAAGGUACCCUCAAUUGAACCCUUAUAUCCAUAUUUUGCCAACAGAGGGAGCCAAAGGAUUUCUUUCUGCAUAAUGGAAAUUAAUUGUUUAGCUGUCACCUACCCAGUGGUGGAUUUGAAAGGGAACUGCUGCUAACAAUGUUAGGAUACUCAGGAUGCUGUGUAACUCUGUUCCUCAAGUCCUGGCACUGAUCACCACCAAAUAAAAGAAGUCACUGUCAGAGAGACGGCUAAUCUGUUUUUGACAGGAUCACAGGAGUUUGGAACACCGCAUAUAAACUGAGCCAGAGUCGCUGUCAGAUUUUCUCAAUAAACAAAUGUGAGUGGAAAUCCAAACGUGAGGUGUCUCCUCAAACAGAAAGGUCAAGAAGUGUCACUGAAUUUGAAGCUUAGGUUUAUGCAAAGUCUCUGAAUGUUGUCUUUUCACCAUACACUCAGACUCUCAAGGAGUACAUUACCACAGUCACAACUAGUGGCAUUUUAUGUCAGUCAGCACCCAGAGAGAAGUCUUUAGAAGAGGCAAAAAUGCAUGAAAUGCACAGCCUUCAAUCGGAGAUGAAGAAAGUUUGUUCUGAUUGCUGAUUGCAACAGUUUAAAACUGACCCGCUGCAAUAAAAUACCAUUUUAUAACAGUAUCCUGAUAUCGCCCAGCAGCGUCAGUCCUCUGCUGCACAUGAUGUCAUAAUGGGAUGUCUAUAACGCAAUCAGACAUUGUAAGAAAAACCAAUUAUUUAUGUUCAAUCUGUGAAGUGCAUUGUAUUCAAGGAGUAAUUUAGCAAUGACGUGUUCCCCAUUUUCCUCCUUGUCAGCCUGCCUUAUCUAUGAGAUUGGGAUAUAUUGUUAUCAUUAUCAGAAUUAUGUGGAUUGACUAAUCAUUUCAUUUUUUUAAAGAUUACUUUUUCAGUAUUUCUGCUUUGUGACUGCAGUAUAAGUGCAUUGGAAAUGU
Molecule: messenger RNA, 2833 nt
Organism: Myripristis murdjan (pinecone soldierfish)
Lineage: Eukaryota; Metazoa; Chordata; Actinopteri; Holocentriformes; Holocentridae
Gene: sirt3
Product: sirtuin 3
Exons: 8
Coding region: 211-1299 (362 amino acids)
Cellular component (GO): nucleus
Molecular function (GO): NAD+ binding; histone deacetylase activity, NAD-dependent
Source: RefSeq, a predicted model, not a curated record